AUGGCAAAAUUAGCAGCCUCAUGUAUUGUGAAUCUUGUACUGAGAGUCUUCGUUUUUGUUCUCCUACUUAUAUCCCUCAUUCUUAUUUGUACCAAUACAACCACAGCAAAAGGAACCGAUGUUUUUGCUGAACAGGAUUUCAGAUUUCAGGAUGUUAUUGCUUACCGAUACAUGCUUUCUUCAAUCGUCAUUGGCACUGCAUUUGUCCUCUUGCAACUUGCAUUCACAAUCUACAAUGUCAUUGCCAAAAGCGAAGGCAACCUUUUAUUUGACUUCUACGGUGACAAGAUUAUGUCGUACGUAUUAGCCACAGGUGCGGCUUCAGGAUUUGGAGUUACCAACGAUAUGCAGAUGUUGUUCAAUAAGUUAAAUAUUUUUUUGGGAGACGAUUUCUACGCCAAGUCGUAUGCAUCAGCCAGCCUCCUUUUGCUUGCAACAGUUUGUACAGCCGUAUUAUCUGUGUUUUCUUCUUAUGCUCUAAUUCCCAAGACAGUUUAA
This is a messenger RNA of Morus notabilis, 498 nucleotides long. Its product is annotated as CASP-like protein 4D1. NCBI's taxonomy places the organism in Eukaryota, Viridiplantae, Streptophyta, Magnoliopsida, Rosales, Moraceae. Bases 1 to 498 code for a protein of 165 amino acids. The record is from RefSeq and is a predicted model, not a curated record. The transcript has 3 exons.